Amorphotheca resinae ATCC 22711 is the source of this 2365-nucleotide messenger RNA. RefSeq lists its product as hypothetical. NCBI's taxonomy places the organism in Eukaryota, Fungi, Ascomycota, Leotiomycetes, Helotiales, Amorphothecaceae. The transcript has a single exon. Gene Ontology annotation, biological process: mitochondrial proton-transporting ATP synthase complex assembly; mitochondrial gene expression; mRNA stabilization. Gene Ontology annotation, cellular component: mitochondrion. The record is from RefSeq and is a predicted model, not a curated record. Bases 38 to 2242 code for a protein of 734 amino acids.
AGGAAAAUCCCCCACACCCCACAAACUUCAAAAAGAGAUGGUCGUCGGAAGGGUGCUGCGAGCAACGGGCUGUCCCAGCUGUCGUGUGUCCAUAAUCCGGAGCUUCGCCUCUUUAGCUGGGCCUCCAAUCCGAACACCCCAGAUCUCUGCGCGGUUACAUUACCCAACUUCCUGCUCCAGUGUUCGACUUUCCUCGAAUGUAGCGCGAGAGGAUGACGGUCAUGAUGGCACUCAUGAAUCUCACGGCCUCAAUGUAACUGCUGAGGAUGCAGAAGAGGAGACAAAAGACAACCAGGAAUCAUUGGAGGCGUCGGCCGUGCCGUGGUAUCUUCAAGACAGUGCUCCUCAAAAACCUCCACAACCAUUAUCAGAGCGGCAGCGAAUACCUGACCUACCAGAAUCGCCACCACCGAUUCUGCAACCAUUGAUGCAGCAAAUAUCAGUUGACCUAGGCCUCGAUAAUCUAUCCCUACUCGACCUCCGAAAGCUCGAUCCUCCCCCAGCUUUAGGAGCCAACCUCUUGAUGCUCAUUGGUACCGCACGCAGUGAGAAACAUUUACACGUAUCCGCGGAUAGAUUAUGUCGUUGGUUAAGAAGUACUUAUAAAUUACGGCCGGAUGCCGACGGAUUACUGGGACGCAAUGAGCUAAAACUGAAAUUAAGACGGAAGUCAAGAAGAGCAAAGUUAUUAGGGAGCGCUGUUGAUGACAAUGGCGAUGAUGGUGUCCGGACAGGCUGGGUUUGCGUUGAUGUGGGUGUUGUGGAGGGUGCGGAGCCAACAACGGAUGCUGUCCCUGAACCCAAAGGCUUUGUUGGGUUUGGACGUCGUACAGACGGGGUGAGGAUAGUGGUACAAUUGCUCACACAAGAGAAAAGAGACGAGAUCGAUUUAGAAAAGCUUUGGGGAGGCAUUUUGAAACGGGGAACCCAGCCAGAAAUUGAAGAUUCCGGUGAAGACGACAGUAUUCAACCCUCAGGUUCUACCAGCAUCCCGGCACCAAUGAAACGGAUGGACAACGCACCUUCAUCAAUACUUUCACAGACACGUGGAUUCCAUACUUCAGCGCGUCGCCUAUCGCGUCUAUCGGCACAUCCAGAAACACAAUCAUUUGUGGAAGUAUCAUCUGUUUCGAGAUCACUACCUACAUUUGCCAAGGGAUCGGAGAAUUUCGAUUUGAAAGAUAUCCAGCAGUCCGUGAUGCUGUCUAUUGCAUCCGGAAAUUUUAACCAGGCCAAAACUGAUUUACUCCGGUAUAGCAAGGACAUUGCCUCGCUCCAGAAUGAAGGGUGGAGGCCAUUUCUUUUAAAACAGCUGAGAGCGUAUCUUGAAAGCAUCCCGAGAGAUCAAGCUCUCGAAGCCUUAGGGACUGGAUCCUAUGAUCGCCGUUCUUCCCCUUUCCUGGCCAGCUUUUACCAGACGUUGUCUGCUUUUCCAUCCGAGGCCGAAGGGGAAGCUAUAAUAUGGCUUUAUUGUUACGCGAUGGACCUUGGACACGGCGGUUAUGCAUUCAAGGGGUUGAUGGAUCUUCUUACUGAGCUUCAGUUGUCUGGGGUCGCGAUCUCUUCUGAAUCCUAUCUACGUGUCGUUCGAAGCGUACUGCGGCCAGUACAGAUUUCCGAGGAUCAUAGUGUUACUCCGCGUCGUUUUGCUGAAGGCGCCAUGGAAAUUCUCCAAAUGAUGCACGAUCAGGGGCACAAAGUGCUCACAGAGGAGACCUUCCUCGCCCUCCAAGAAGCUACUGCAUCGGAGUCAAUACAACCUGCCCAUCGUUCUGAACUAUAUACAACCUCAUCGGAAACCUUUGACCUCCCAACCCUGCCCAUGAGCGCGCUUCGACGACGGAUACACGUUGCCAUGAAAGCCGUCGAUUUGCCUUUCUUCCGAGACGAAACCAGACUCCGACUUCUCGACAUGUACUCUAGACAACACCACUGGCUUGAGUUCUGGGAUAUAUGGAGAAUGGCUCCUCGCCAAGGAAAACCGCAAUCCUCUCUUAUGUAUGCUUUUAUGUUCAACAGAGUAGCGGAGACUGGGAAUCAGAAGGGGUGCAUGACUGUUCUACGGACUUGGAUCCCUGACAUGGACCUUGAGAACCCGAAGGUCUUACUCGAAGGGGAUGUUGCGGAGUCCGUCAAGGCUGUUUUAAAAGUGGCAGAUCCUCAUGUUGAACGGGAGGCAGCCAGCGAUCCUGGGGCCACCGGCGAAUGGAUAGAUCUGUGGCGACGGUGUACGAUGGCGUAACAGCCAGGGUGUCCUGAUUGUACGAACCAGACAUAUAUGAAGUGUAUGAAUAUUGUAGGAAUAUGCCUUGUAUUUUGUAAUACCCAUACUACCGUAUUUAUGGGAGAGCAUGUUUGGGAGGAU